Micromonas pusilla CCMP1545 is the source of this 1413-nucleotide messenger RNA. RefSeq lists its product as uncharacterized. The transcript is spliced from 2 exons. The record is from RefSeq and is a predicted model, not a curated record. The coding region runs from base 1 to 1413 and encodes 470 amino acids. Lineage: Eukaryota; Viridiplantae; Chlorophyta; Mamiellophyceae; Mamiellales; Mamiellaceae.
AUGGCGAUCAUCGCGAGCACGCCGGAGAACGACGCCGCGGUGCUCGCGACGCUGCCGUACCUCCUCCUCACGAUCGCGUUCACGUUCCUCGCCGUCGUGCGCAAGAGCGUCUCGCUCUCCCUCAUGGAGGGCCUGACGUGCUACAUCCUCCCCGAGACGGACGAGGAGCGAUGGCGCGCGCGGAUCGCGAAGGCGACGCACGAGAAGAAGUCGUCCGAAUCGAAGCGCCGCGCGAAGGGCGCGCGCGCGCCGCCCGCGGGUAACAUCGACGAGCUCGGGGAGAACUCCAUCGCCGCGAUCGCGAUGACAAAGAACCAGCUCAUCCUGAAGCCGUUCUGGUCGCACGUCGACCGCCUGGUCUUCUUCGCGUGCCUCGUGAUCGUCCACUGCGUCGCGCGCGAGGUGCACGCGUUCGUCGUCGCGUCCGACGGAGGAGCGGGUUCGGACGCAGAAGGAACGACGACGACGACUACUACGAACGUCCUGCUCGCGCCGCUGGCCGCGUUCAGCGCGGUCAGCGCGAUGCGCGCGCUCGUCAGAGCCGCGAUCGACCCGGCGUCGACGCCCGCGGUCGAGCGGCACGUCGCCGUCGCCGCCGGCUUCAUCGGCUUUGCUUUUUCGCUCGUCUUCCUCCUCUCGUCGCCGGCGUUCGCGCGCGCGUUCGAAGUGGCCGAGACCGCGCGGCUCACCGCGGGCGCGACGCUCGCGGAGACGCGCGCGUUCGGCAUGGAGAUCGUCACGCUCGCGGAGAUGCAGGUGUGCGUCGCGCUCAGCGCGCUCGCCGGGUUCAUAAACGCGGCGCUCUUCGCGCCGGCGACGCGCGUCGACGCGCCGUCGUGGGACGAGGGGCGAGGGUUCGUCGGCGCGAGCGUCGCGCGCGCGACGUGCCUGCGCGUCGCGAUCACGAUCCCGUUCGUCGCGAUGAUCGCGUGGUUCGACCCGCUGAUGCGAGACCCGCUCGGGCUGAGCGAGAGCGCGUUGGCGACGGCCAAGGCUGCGUCGCUCGUCGUCGCGGGCGCGGCGCUGCUGCUCGCGACGCCGAGCCUGACGCAGGGCUUCCUCGACGGCGCGAUCAUCACGUGGUACGAGGUGCAGCACGACGGGAUCGCGUUAGACGCGUCCGCGGCGCUCGCGUCACGGAACGCGGUGAGACAGAAGUUGAUGGUCACGAAUCGGUUGGCGUGUAAGGUUGCGACGCAGGCGGCGGCGCCGGCGGCGUUGUUCGUGUCGUGCGGAGCGCUGCUGCUCGCGGAGGGCGACGGCGCCGGGUUCAGCGUGCUGAACCGCAUCGCGCCCGCGGUGGCGUGGAGGACGAUCGCGAGCUACGUCGGGUGGUGGUCGUGCGCGUCGUGGGCGUUCACGACGUGCGCGUCCAUCGCGGGGCACAACGUCGGCGCGGGGGCUCUCGUAUGA